This is a messenger RNA of Mesorhabditis belari, 2268 nucleotides long. NCBI's taxonomy places the organism in Eukaryota, Metazoa, Nematoda, Chromadorea, Rhabditida, Rhabditidae. The record is from the annotation of a GenBank genome assembly.
AUGCGAUUGCGCCAUUUUUGGCUGAUGACUUUUGGCCUUUCCGUCACCGCUUUCGUUUUCACUCAAUCUGUAGAGGAGACUUUUGAUGGAGAAAUGCGGAAACAAGCGAUUCGUGAUCCGAUAAGAGAUUUGGCUGAUGAUUUUCCCCGAAUAUCCACUGGUGUCAGCAGAAAUGCAAGGAUUGGAGCUCAGAGUCCGGUCGAAAAUCAGCCAAAAGUGUGGUCAUCAAACAUUUCACCAUCAUCGCAAAAGAAGGAAAUCUUAAAGAUCGAAAGUGCGAACAGUGAAGCGGUGGAAAGGAGGAGAAAAGAAGAGAGAAUUGUCGCCAAUUCCCGGCAAACAACUGAGCAACCAGUGGACGAGGAUGAGGAUCCAUUCCACCCGGAGAAAGUGACGAAAAUCGAGGAAAGUGAGGGAAACGAUAAUGAUUACAAAGAUUCAGCGAAUCGAGAAGAUAUUACAGAUUAUAAAGACACAGAAAAAGAUUCAGCGCACGAAAAUGAGGAAGAAGAGGAAAAAGAUGAAGAAGUUGAGGAGGCAACUGUUUCAACGACAGCGGAGCCUUUUGGAAGUGAUGAAUCGAUUUUCAAGUUGAAUCGGCCGGGAAUUGGAGAGAAGCCUCUCUUCCCAAUGCUUGAACUACCAUUAGUGCCAAAAAGUGAGCAAAGCGGGCCAAUUGAAGAAGAAAUCGAAGAAACUGAGGAUUCCGAGGAAAAAAUGAUCACAAGGACGACAAUCGCCGGGAAAAAGAUGACAUUCAUGCCGUUGAGCACCACAAAGAAAUUGGUGACUGAAAAAACGACACCGACAAUGAAAACCAGCACAACAACUCCAUCGAGCACGAGCACGAGCACGAGCACGACAAGCACAACAACUACAACAACUACAACAACUACAACAACCACGACAACUGAGGAACUCACCACAACAGCUCAGGAGAGCUCGCUUGAAACAACGAGUGGAUCUAUAGAAGAUCCGGAAGAUGAAGAAAACGAGGCUGAGACAGAAAUGACAACGACCGAGAUUGAGAAAGAGUUUGGGGCAGAGAGCAAAGAAACGACCGUAGCUGAGCCAUUAUUCAAACCUGGAACAGUGAACUUGUUGCCAUUGUUGCCAACGGAGAAAAUCGAGUCUUCAAGAAUGGUUGAUGGGAAAGAUGAAGAGAUAGAGAGUGGAGAAGUGACGACAAUGGCACAGAUUGAAGAGGAUGAGACAAGCACUGAACUUCCAACUCCAUCAGCUGAAAUUCUCACCUCUGAAGAAACGGCGAGUCCAGAGAUGGACACGACAAAGAUUGAUUUGAAUGGAGUGACGACAUCGACGGAAAAUCAAAACACAGAAAAUGGGGAAAACGAGACAUCAACAGAAGGAACACAAAGCAAUGAAGUGGCUGAAGAGACGUCGACGAGUGUCGAGACGACAACACUCAUCGCCUCUCGUGCUUCAUUCGCUUUGCGUGUGCUCUCAGUGGAGUUCUUCAAUGAUUUCCUCGAUCAAGAAAGUGGAAAGAGUCGAAAGUUGAGAGAGCAAGUCUUGCCACCGCUCCGCGAACUUUUCUCAACCAUUUUGGACUCAUUUGUGAAUGUCGAGGUUGAAAAUGUUCAACGAGGGAAAUCAGCAGGAGUCGUUCUGAAUGGAGUGAUCUACACAAAGCGAUCGAUUGACGAUCCGGAAGCGAUCGCUACAAGAUUAGAUGAGUUGAUGUUACAACGAGAAGGCGUUCUUGGCGAGCACGUUGUUGAGCCACACUCAAUUCAUAUCAAUGAUGUGCCAUCGAAAUCGAUUCUCUCCGCAUCGGGAAUGGUGCCAGGAGUCCAAGGUGAUCAGGGAAUGCCCUCAUCCGAUACUCCACUCAUCCUCGCGUUGGUUCUUCUCGCGCUACUCGCCAUCAUUGUCGUCUCAAUUUGUGUGAUCAUUAUGAACAAUCGAAGAAGUAGUGGCUCAUCGAAAAUCAAUGGCAACGGUGGAGCGACAGGGAGCAGUGAUCUUCCGUCAAGAACCGAGCAAGGAUUGCACGCGUACGCGAACCCGAAUGUCAACUUGACCUCCUAUGCGUCUGGUCACGCCGGUGGCGCUCCCCCCGGUCUCACCAGACAUUAUGACGCCCACGCACACAAUCAACCAACCACCAUGGAUUAUUCUUCGAUGAGCUCUUAUCAUCCAUCGGCGUAUGCCUCGUGGACACACGAGAAUCAUUUGAUUGAAUCGAUGAAUCGCGGAUCCGAGUCUCCAUUCGCUGAAGGAUAUCGACGAUACGAACCGCAUUAU